UCCCCGCGGGCCCGCGGAGUUGGCGGCGCUGCCCGGAGUUGUCCCGGGGCCGCGGGAUGGCGGGCGCCGCCCACUGCUCGCUGCAGGCCAAGCGCCUGCUGCUGGACCCCAAGUUCGAGGGGUACAAGCUGUCGCUGGAGCCGCUGGCCUGCUACCAGCUGGGGCUGGACGCGGCUGUAGCAGAAGUGCAGCUUCGUGAUGAUCAAUAUACCCUUGACCACAUGCGUGCUUUUGGCAUGUAUAAUUAUCUUCACCUUGAUUCCUGGUACCAGGAUAAUGUCUACUAUGUUGAUCAGUUUGGAAGGGUUAUGAACCUAUCAGUGACUCUGGACACUGCUCUGCAAAAACCAAGAGAAGUUUUCAGGCUACCAACAGACUUGACUGCAUGUGAUAAUCGCCUUUGUGCCUCAAUGCAUUUCUCAUCCUCCACGUGGGUUACCCUUUCUGAUGGUACAGGAAGACUGUAUUUAAUUAAAUCAGGCAAGCGUGGAAGCAGUGCAACUGAAAAGUGGGAGAUUGUGUUUAAUGAAGAACUAGGAAGUCCAUUUAUUGUAGCACACAGUGUUUCAUUUGUAAAAUCUGAUGCACAUUCAGUAGCUGUGCUGCUGCUUAGGGUAGAAAAAGAUGAACUAGACACAAAAGGAAGUGGAUUUCAUGUUACUUUGGAAUGGGUUACAAUUGCAAAAGGAAAAGAGGGUGAUCAUAGAUAUGAAAUCAUUAAAAGGAGAGUUUUGCAAGGAAAAUCAGUCCCCCAUUAUGCAGCAAUAGAGCCAAGUGGGGAUGGUCUAAUGAUUGUUUCCCACAAACCAUUCACAUCUAUGCAAAGUGAAAGUGAUGAAUUAGAAGAAAAUGAUGAAGCAAAUGUAUCAAAUGAAAAGAAAGACCCUCUCUACUACUGGCAGCAGACGGAAGAUGAUGUGACCAUAACAGUUCACCUGCCUCAAGACAUCACGAGAGAUGACAUAAAAAUACAUUUUUCCCCUGAUAAUAUAUGUGUUACACUGAAAGACCAGCCUCCUUUGAUGGAAGGGAAGCUCCAUUCAUCUGUGGACCACGAAAGCUGCACAUGGAUAAUUAAAGAGGACAAAAGUUUGGAAAUCUCUCUGAUUAAGAAAAAUGAGGGAUGCCGGUGGACAGAGCUAAUUGUUGGUGACACAAGAGGGGAAUUCAUUAUGGACCCCUCCCAGUGCUCUGAAAUAGCUGAAAGCCUGAUGCAUCUUACCUCUGAAGUAAUGAAUCCAAACCCUGAAAAAGAAAACCCACCUUGUAAUGCUCAAGAGUUAGAAGAAUGCGAUGCUUUUCUUGAAGAUGGUGCAAGCUUGAGCAGAUUUGAUGGUGAUACCUUGAAAGUCACUCAUAUAAUUAAUCUUGGAAGCAACCAGUAUCUUUUCUCUGUUGUUGUGAAUCCCAAAGAAAUGCCAUGCUUCUGCCUGAGGCAUGAUGUUGAUGCUCUUCUCUGGCAGCCUCACUCUGACCAGCCAGAGAAUAUGUGGGAACACAUUGCAACUUUUAAUGCUUUAGGUUAUGUCCAAGCAUCAAAGCAAGACAAGAAGUUCAUGGCUUGUGCUCCAGAUUACUCCUAUGCUGCUCUUUGUGAGUGCAUGCGAAGAGUUUUCAUCUAUCGCCAGCCGACUCCUCUGGCCACAGUUCUCUACAACAGGAAGGAAGGAAGACAAGUAGGACAGGUUGCUAAGCAGCUGGUAGCAACCCUGGAAGCCAAUGAUCCUAUCUUAGGCUUUCAAGCUACGAGUGAGAGAUUAUUUGUCCUCACAACAAAAACCUUGUUUUUAAUAAAGGUGAACUCUGGAAAUUAAUUAUUCAGUGUGCUCUGCUGUAAUUUGUGUUAACAAUUUGUUACAGAAGUGAAUAGGUUGAUGAUCUGACAAGUUCAGUACAAUUUGCUGAAAAUCAAAAAGGGGAUGUUUUACAGGGGAAUCAAAUUUCCUCAUUAGAAUUUUUCUGUAAGAAAGUGCAUUUUUUGACUUUGCUGCCAUGGAAGUAAACUUUUUCAGAGCUAUGGGAAAAUGUCUUCUGCAUUAACAUCUUUGUCAAAGUCAGAUGCUGCUAUUGCAUAGGUGAAUAAAUUUAUGCAUUGCUUUUUCCAAGUGACUUUAUUUGCUACUUCUGAGUUUUGAGUAUUCAGUACUGUUUUUAAAUGCCACUGUUUACCUAUGAAAAAAGUAGUCAGAUAAACAGUUACAAGUAUAUGAUAUGCCAAGUAGAAUGUAUCAUAAAGAAAAAAAAUCUCCAGUUCAAAUAUGGUUGACCAAAAAUAUGAUUUGAUAUUUUGACAUUCAGCAGUUUUGAGUGAAAUAUGAGUGAAAUGAAUGGGGUAUUAUGUUUCUUAUACAGGUAAUAAAAUGGAGCCAUUUUACUUUAUGUGCAUAUUUUACAUUAUUGGUUUGGGACUUGUUUAUACUUGCAGUAAAGUCUGUUCACAUUUCUAGAAUACGUUUUAGUAGCUUUAUCAAGAAGUAAAGUAAGGGUCAAUAUAUAGCUGGCAAUUAUAGAUCAAGUGCUGUUAGUUAAGGUCUUGUCGUACUCUCAGUUGUGCCAUUUUCAUUUGACUUCAUACUUCAUUUCAAGUGACCCAUUUACAAUGAGAAAAUGGCUGACAGAAAAAGCACUGGUAUCGCAAGCUGGGAUGGGACACUCAGAGGUGCUGCUUCUCCCUCAGAUGCCACUGUAAAUGCUGCAUUGUCACUUAACUGUUCUGUCUGUGAUGCCUAAGUCAAAAUGUGGUAUAUUUGCAAUGUAAGAGCACUCAGGCCAAUGAGGAUGCUUUGCUUUAACAAACUGCUAAGGUUAAUUGAGUUGAAUAGUUGUAUCUGAAGAUUUUUGUUUCCUAUUUUAAAUUGGCAUUGUCAAUACAUUUAAACCAAAGAGUCAGUUAUGACAGCUCCUUCCCUGGGUUGGGCAUUUUUCAUAGUUGGCUUACAAAUCCAUAGCAAAGGAUGCCUAAUGUGUUGUGUACUGACAGGAAAGCUGCUGUCAUCUGUGGUACCAAAGUGCACAGAGAGACACAAAUACAGGCACCCUUUUAGUUUGCAUCUUCCUACCAAUGUUAUUUCAGAACUCUGUAAGAAUCUAUUGAGAGAAGAGUAAGUAUUUCUCCAGUUGUGAUUGUGAUUGACUCCUGUAAAUUCUCCAGAUUUGUAUCAGUGAACUGAUUAAAUAACAAGAGGGAGACAGGCAAGCAGCUGUGGCUUGCAAAAAUCAUCCAAAUGCAGAAGCUUUUCAAGGAACCUGAUUUUCCUUCUUCUCACAGCAAGAUUAUAUUCUAUAUCCAAUAUUGAAAAGCUUUUCUUUACUAUUAUUUGCGUGAGUUAAAACAGACUGGAUUUGUAAAUAUCUUUUCAUUCUGUCCUUUUACAACUAUCUUGAAAAUGCUUUUUGGAAAGGCUCAGUGAAUGUAUUACCAUUGCAUGACUGUUUUGCAUCUAAAUUUUAUUUGUUGUCCAAUAAUACCCAUCAAAGUGGUAGAAUUCCUGCAGAGGUCCUAUAGAAAAAAAAAAAUAGGUAACUUGCUUGAAGAUGUAUAUGAAUAUGUAUAUGAAACCUUAGUAACCUGAGGUUUAAUCUUUGGGGACACAGAAUUAACGUGAUACUUGGGAAACAGAGGAAUGAAAGAAUAAAAGAAUCAUAGUCAACA
This is a messenger RNA of Lonchura striata (white-rumped munia), 3652 nucleotides long. It is a transcript of the gene NUDCD1, whose product is annotated as NudC domain containing 1. The record is from RefSeq and is a predicted model, not a curated record. NCBI's taxonomy places the organism in Eukaryota, Metazoa, Chordata, Aves, Passeriformes, Estrildidae.